AUGCAGCUGUUCAGGGUGCUGCGUCUCCUCUGGAUGCUCAGGGCCUUCCUGGGGUCCACAGUGCUCAAAUCACCCAUCAGUUCCAGCCCCCCAACAAGCCCCACAUCCAAGUUUGUCUUCAAGGUUGAAACCAGCCCCCCUACCAUGAUCGUCUAUAUGGGCUCGACAGAGUGCGUCAAUCCGACGAGCCUCAUAAUCACCACCACUUACCCCACCACCACCUGCGUGAGCCAGACCCAGGCAACCUCGGCCAGCACGCCGGCCGCCACCUCCAUCUUCACCACUCCCCGCAGCACGGCGACUCCCUUCGGCUCCAGCACCAUCCCCGCCACAUCGCUAGGCGCCUCCUCCCCGGCCUCCGGCAGUACCAGGACCAGUACCACUCCGGCCGAGGCGGCCAGCCCACCUGCCCCGAGCACCAGUGGGCCGCCCCCGCACCCCACCACCACGGCGACUCCUCCCAGUGACGCCUCUAGGCAGCCUGUCGCCACGGAGGUGCCCUCUCCGCCGUCCGUCACAUCCUCCGCCACGCCCAGCAGCACACUCUAUGCUCCCGCGUCCACCACCUCCACUCCCGUGGCCACCAAUAGCCCAACCUCGUCCAUGGGGGUCGCCACUCCCAGGGACACCGCAGCCCCGGCCACCUCCCUCACGGCCACUCUGGCCUCUGCCGCCGCGGCACACACCACCGGGGCGGCUAGCACCCUCCGGGUGACCACACCCACGCCCACAGCACCGCCCAGCGCUCCGGUCCUCACCUCUUCCACCAUCUACUCCAGCGGGAGCACCCUCACUUCCGCCUUCACCUCACCCCUCCCGGCCUCCGCCACGCUGCACACAUCCACGACUCUCCCUCCCUCCUCGGCAACCUCGGCCAGCACGCCGGCCGCCACCUCCAUCUUCACCACUCCCCGCAGCACGGCGACUCCCUUCGGCUCCAGCACCAUCCCCGCCACAUCGCUAGGCGCCUCCUCCCCGGCCUCCGGCAGUACCAGGGCCAGUACCACUCCGGCCGAGGCGGCCAGCCCACCUGCCCCGAGCACCAGUGGGCCGCCCCCGCACCCCACCACCACGGCGACUCCUCCCAGUGACGCCUCUAGCCAGCCUGUCGCCACGGAGGUGCCCUCUCCGCCGUCCGUCACAUCCUCCGCCACGCCCAGCAGCACACUCUAUGCUCCCGCGUCCACCACCUCCACUCCCGUGGCCACCAAUAGCCCGACCUCGUCCACGGGGGUCGCCACUCCCAGGGACACCGCAGCCCCGGCCACCUCCCUCACGGCCACUCUGGCCUCUGCCGCCGCGGCACACACCACCGGGGCGGCUAGCACCCUCCGGGUGACCACACCCACGCCCACAGCACCGCCCAGCGCUCCGGUCCUCACCUCUUCCACCAUCUACUCCAGCGGGAGCACCCUCACUUCCGCCUUCACCUCACCCCUCCCGGCCUCCGCCACGGCAACCUCGGCCAGCACGCCGGCCGCCACCUCCAUCUUCACCACUCCCCGCAGCACGGCGACUCCCUUCGGCUCCAGCACCAUCCCCGCCACAUCGCUAGGCGCCUCCUCCCCGGCCUCCGGCAGUACCAGGGCCAGUACCACUCCGGCCGAGGCGGCCAGCCCACCUGCCCCGAGCACCAGUGGGCCGCCCCCGCACCCCACCACCACGGCGACUCCUCCCAGUGACGCCUCUAGCCAGCCUGUCGCCACGGAGGUGCCCUCUCCGCCGUCCGUCACAUCCUCCGCCACGCCCAGCAGCACACUCUAUGCUCCCGCGUCCACCACCUCCACUCCCGUGGCCACCAACAGCCCGACCUCGUCCACGGGGUCCGCCUCCACCCCGAACACCAGCCCUCUGCCCACCGACAUGACCACACUCCCCACCACCCACACCACGGCCGGCCCCUCGCCCCCCGCCAGCACGCCCACCGGGUCCAGCACGCAGGUCGCCACUCCCAGGGACACCGCAGCCCCGGCCACCUCCCUCACGGCCACUCUGGCCUCUGCCGCCGCGGCACACACCACCGGGGCGGCUAGCACCCUCCGGGUGACCACACCCACGCCCACAGCACCGCCCAGCGCUCCGGUCCUCACCUCUUCCACCAUCUACUCCAGCGGGAGCACCCUCACUUCCGCCUUCACCUCACCCCUCCCGGCCUCCGCCACGCUGCACACAUCCACGACUCUCCCUCCCUCCUCGGCAACCUCGGCCAGCACGCCGGCCACCACCUCCAUCUUCACCACUCCCCGCAGCACGGCGACUCCCUUCGGCUCCAGCACCAUCCCCGCCACAUCGCUAGGCGCCUCCUCCCCGGCCUCCGGCAGUACCACACCUGCCCCCAGCACAGAGCCCGCCUCCGCCUCCACCCCGAACACCAGCCCUCUGCCCACCGACAUGACCACACUCCCCACCACCCACACCACGGCCGGCCCCUCGCCCCCCGCCAGCACGCCCACCGGGUCCAGCACGCAGGUCGCCACUCCCAGGGACACCGCAGCCCCGGCCACCUCCCUCACGGCCACUCUGGCCUCUGCCGCCGCGGCACACACCACCGGGGCGGCUAGCACCCUCCGGGUGACCACACCCACGCCCACAGCACCGCCCAGCGCUCCGGUCCUCACCUCUUCCACCAUCUACUCCAGCGGGAGCACCCUCACUUCCGCCUUCACCUCACCCCUCCCGGCCUCCGCCACGCUGCACACAUCCACGACUCUCCCUCCCUCCUCGGCAACCUCGGCCAGCACGCCGGCCGCCACCUCCAUCUUCACCACUCGCCGCAGCACGGCGACUCCCUUCGGCUCCAGCACCAUCCCCGCCACAUCGCUAGGCGCCUCCUCCCCGGCCUCCGGCAGUACCAGGGCCAGUACCACUCCGGCCGAGGCGGCCAGCCCACCUGCCCCGAGCACCAGUGGGCCGCCCCCGCACCCCACCACCACGGCGACUCCUCCCAGUGACGCCUCUAGCCAGCCUGUCGCCACGGAGGUGCCCUCUCCGCCGUCCGUCACAUCCUCCGCCACGCCCAGCAGCACACUCUAUGCUCCCGCGUCCACCACCUCCACUCCCUUGGCAACCAACAGCCCUACCUCGUCCACGGGGGUGCCUCGCUCCCCUACACCUGCCCCCAGCACCGAGCCCGCCUCCGCCUCCACCCCGAACACCAGCCCUCUGCCCACCGACAUGGCAACCUCGGCCAGCACGCCGGCCGCCACCUCCAUCUUCACCACUCCCCGCAGCACGGCGACUCCCUUCAGCUCCAGCACCAUCCCCGCCACAUCGCUAGGCGCCUCCUCCCCGGCCUCCGGCAGUACCAGGGCCAGUACCACUCCGGGCGAGGCGGCCAGCCCACCUGCCCCGAGCACCAGUGGGCCGCCCCCGCACCCCACCACCACGGCGACUCCUCCCAGUGACGCCUCUAGCCAGCCUGUCGCCACGGAGGUGCCCUCUCCGCCGUCCGUCACAUCCUCCGCCACGCCCAGCAGCACACUCUAUGCUCCCGCGUCCACCACCUCCACUCCCGUGGCCACCAACAGCCCGACCUCGUCCACGGGGGCCUCCACCCCGAACACCAGCCCUCUGCCCACCGACAUGACCACGCUCCCCACCACCCACACCACGGCCGGCCCCUCGCCCCCCGCCAGCACGCCCACCGGGUCCAGCACGCAGGUCGCCACUCCCAGGGACACCGCAGCCCCGGCCACCUCCCUCACGGCCACUCUGGCCUCUGCCGCCGCGGCACACACCACCGGGGCGGCUAGCACCCUCCGGGUGACCACACCCACGCCCACAGCACCGCCCAGCGCUCCGGUCCUCACCUCUUCCACCAUCUACUCCAGCGGGAGCACCCUCACUUCCGCCUUCACCUCACCCCUCCCGGCCUCCGCCACGCUGCACACAUCCACGACUCUCCCUCCCUCCUCGGCAACCUUGGCCAGCACGCCGGCCGCCACCUCCAUCUUCACCACUCCCCGCAGCACGGCGACUCCCUUCGGCUCCAGCACCAUCCCCGCCACAUCGCUAGGCGCCUCCUCCCCGGCCUCCGGCAGUACCAGGGCCAGUACCACUCCGGCCGAGGCGGCCAGCCCACCUGCCCCGAGCACCAGUGGGCCGCCCCCGCACCCCACCACCACGGCGACUCCUCCCAGUGACGCCUCUAGCCAGCCUGUCGCCACGGAGGUGCCCUCUCCGCCGUCCGUCACAUCCUCCGCCACGCCCAGCAGCACACUCUAUGCUCCCGCGUCCACCACCUCCACUCCCGUGGCCACCAACAGCCCGACCUCGUCCACGGGGUCCGCCUCCACCCCGAACACCAGCCCUCUGCCCACCGACAUGACCACACUCCCCACCACCCACACCACAGCCGGCCCCUCGCCCCCCGCCAGCAAGCCCACCGGGUCCAGCACGCAGGUCGCCACUCCCAGGGACACCGCAGCCCCGGCCACCUCCCUCACGGCCACUCUGGCCUCUGCCGCCGCGGCACACACCACCGGGGCGGCUAGCACCCUCCGGGUGACCACACCCACGCCCACAGCACUGCCCAGCGCUCCGGUCCUCACCUCUUCCACCAUCUACUCCAGCGGGAGCACCCUCACUUCCGCCUUCACCUCACCCCUCCCGGCCUCCGCCACGCUGCACACAUCCACGACUCUCCCUCCCUCCUCGGCAACCUCGGCCAGCACGCCGGCCGCCACCUCCAUCUUCACCACUCCCCGCAGCACGGCGACUCCCUUCGGCUCCAGCACCAUCCCCGCCACAUCGCUAGGCGCCUCCUCCCCGGCCUCCGGCAGUACCAGGGCCAGUACCACUCCGGCCGAGGCGGCCAGCCCACCUGCCCCGAGCACCAGUGGGCCGCCCCCGCACCCCACCACCACGGCGACUCCUCCCAGUGACGCCUCUAGCCAGCCUGUCGCCACGGAGGUGCCCUCUCCGCCGUCCGUCACAUCCUCCGCCACGCCCAGCAGCACACUCUAUGCUCCCGCGUCCACCACCUCCACUCCCGUGGCCACCAACAGCCCGACCUCGUCCACGGGGGUCGCCACUCCCAGGGACACCGCAGCCCCGGCCACCUCCCUCACGGCCACUCUGGCCUCUGCCGCCGCGGCACACACCACCGGGGCGGCUAGCACCCUCCGGGUGACCACACCCACGCCCACAGCACCGCCCAGCGCUCCGGUCCUCACCUCUUCCAACAUCUACUCCAGCGGGAGCACCCUCACUUCCGCCUUCACCUCACCCCUCCCGGCCUCCGCCACGCUGCACACAUCCACGACUCUCCCUCCCUCCUCGGCAACCUCGGCCAGCACGCCGGCCGCCACCUCCAUCUUCACCACUCCCCGCAGCACGGCGACUCCCUUCGGCUCCAGCACCAUCCCCGCCACAUCGCUAGGCGCCUCCUCCCCGGCCUCCGGCAGUACCAGGGCCAGUACCACUCCGGGCGAGGCGGCCAGCCCACCUGCCCCGAGCACCAGUGGGCCGCCCCCGCACCCCACCACCACGGCGACUCCUCCCAGUGACGCCUCUAGCCAGCCUGUCGCCACGGAGGUGCCCUCUCCGCCGUCCGUCACAUCCUCCGCCACGCCCAGCAGCACACUCUAUGCUCCCGCGUCCACCACCUCCACUCCCGUGGCCACCAACAGCCCGACCUCGUCCACGGGGGUCGCCACUCCCAGGGACACCGCAGCCCCGGCCACCUCCCUCACGGCCACUCUGGCCUCUGCCGCCGCGGCACACACCACCGGGGCGGCUAGCACCCUCCGGGUGACCACACCCACGCCCACAGCACCGCCCAGCGCUCCGGUCCUCACCUCUUCCACCAUCUACUCCAGCGGGAGCACCCUCACUUCCGCCUUCACCUCACCCCUCCCGGCCUCCGCCACGCUGCACACAUCCACGACUCUCCCUCCCUCCUCGGCAACCUCGGCCAGCACGCCGGCCGCCACCUCCAUCUUCACCACUCCCCGCAGCACGGCGACUCCCUUCGGCUCCAGCACCAUCCCCGCCACAUCGCUAGGCGCCUCCUCCCCGGCCUCCGGCAGUACCAGGGCCAGUACCACUCCGGCCGAGGCGGCCAGCCCACCUGCCCCGAGCACCAGUGGGCCGCCCCCGCACCCCAACACCACGGCGACUCCUCCCAGUGACGCCUCUAGCCAGCCUGUCGCCACGGAGGUGCCCUCUCCGCCGUCCGUCACAUCCUCCGCCACGCCCAGCAGCACACUCUAUGCUCCCGCGUCCACCACCUCCACUCCCGUGGCCACCAACAGCCCGACCUCGUCCACGGGGGUCGCCACUCCCAGGGACACCGCAGCCCCGGCCACCUCCCUCACGGCCACUCUGGCCUCUGCCGCCGCGGCACACACCACCGGGGCGGCUAGCACCCUCCGGGUGACCACACCCACGCCCACAGCACCGCCCAGCGCUCCGGUCCUCACCUCUUCCACCAUCUACUCCAGCGGGAGCACCCUCACUUCCGCCUUCACCUCACCCCUCCCGGCCUCCGCCACGCUGCACACAUCCACGACUCUCCCUCCCUCCUCGGCAACCUCGGCCAGCACGCCGGCCGCCACCUCCAUCUUCACCACUCCCCGCAGCACGGCGACUCCCUUCGGCUCCAGCACCAUCCCCGCCACAUCGCUAGGCGCCUCCUCCCCGGCCUCCGGCAGUACCAGGGCCAGUACCACUCCGGCCGAGGCGGCCAGCCCACCUGCCCCGAGCACCAGUGGGCCGCCCCCGCACCCCAACACCACGGCGACUCCUCCCAGUGACGCCUCUAGCCAGCCUGUCGCCACGGAGGUGCCCUCUCCGCCGUCCGUCACAUCCUCCGCCACGCCCAGCAGCACACUCUAUGCUCCCGCGUCCACCACCUCCACUCCCGUGGCCACCAACAGCCCGACCUCGUCCACGGGGGUCGCCACUCCCAGGGACACCGCAGCCCCGGCCACCUCCCUCACGGCCACUCUGGCCUCUGCCGCCGCGGCACACACCACCGGGGCGGCUAGCACCCUCCGGGUGACCACACCCACGCCCACAGCACCGCCCAGCGCUCCGGUCCUCACCUCUUCCACCAUCUACUCCAGCGGGAGCACCCUCACUUCCGCCUUCACCUCACCCCUCCCGGCCUCCGCCACGCUGCACACAUCCACGACUCUCCCUCCCUCCUCGGCAACCUCGGCCAGCACGCCGGCCGCCACCUCCAUCUUCACCACUCCCCGCAGCACGGCGACUCCCUUCGGCUCCAGCACCAUCCCCGCCACAUCGCUAGGCGCCUCCUCCCCGGCCUCCGGCAGUACCAGGGCCAGUACCACUCCGGGCGAGGCGGCCAGCCCACCUGCCCCGAGCACCAGUGGGCCGCCCCCGCACCCCACCACCACGGCGACUCCUCCCAGUGACGCCUCUAGCCAGCCUGUCGCCACGGAGGUGCCCUCUCCGCCGUCCGUCACAUCCUCCGCCACGCCCAGCAGCACACUCUAUGCUCCCGCGUCCACCACCUCCACUCCCGUGGCCACCAACAGCCCGACCUCGUCCACGGGGGUGCCUCGCUCCCCUCCACCUGCACCCAGCACAGAGCCCGCCUCCGCCUCCACCCCGAACACCAGCCCUCUGCCCACCGACAUGACCACACUCCCCACCACCCAUACCACGGCCGGCCCCUCGCCCCCCGCCAGCACGCCCACCGGGUCCAGCACGCAGGUCGCCACUCCCAGGGACACCGCAGCCCCGGCCACCUCCCUCACGGCCACUCUGGCCUCUGCCGCCGCGGCACACACCACCGGGGCGGCUAGCACCCUCCGGGUGACCACACCCACGCCCACAGCACCGCCCAGCGCUCCGGUCCUCACCUCUUCCACCAUCUACUCCAGCGGGAGCACCCUCACUUCCGCCUUCACCUCACCCCUCCCGGCCUCCGCCACGCUGCACACAUCCACGACUCUCCCUCCCUCCUCGGCAACCUCGGCCAGCACGCCGGCCGCCACCUCCAUCUUCACCACUCCCCGCAGCACGGCGACUCCCUUCGGCUCCAGCACCAUCCCCGCCACAUCGCUAGGCGCCUCCUCCCCGGCCUCCGGCAGUACCAGGGCCAGUACCACUCCGGCCGAGGCGGCCAGCCCACCUGCCCCGAGCACCAGUGGGCCGCCCCCGCACCCCACCACCACGGCGACUCCUCCCAGUGACGCCUCUAGCCAGCCUGUCGCCACGGAGGUGCCCUCUCCGCCGUCCGUCACAUCCUCCGCCACGCCCAGCAGCACACUCUAUGCUCCCGCGUCCACCACCUCCACUCCCGUGGCCACCAACAGCCCGACCUCGUCCACGGGGUCCGCCUCCACCCCGAACACCAGCCCUCUGCCCACCGACAUGACCACACUCCCCACCACCCACACCACGGCCGGCCCCUCGCCCCCCGCCAGCACGCCCACCGGGUCCAGCACGCAGGUCGCCACUCCCAGGGACACCGCAGCCCCGGCCACCUCCCUCACGGCCACUCUGGCCUCUGCCGCCGCGGCACACACCACCGGGGCGGCUAGCACCCUCCGGGUGACCACACCCACGCCCACAGCACCGCCCAGCGCUCCGGUCCUCACCUCUUCCACCAUCUACUCCAGCGGGAGCACCCUCACUUCCGCCUUCACCUCACCCCUCCCGGCCUCCGCCACGCUGCACACAUCCACGACUCUCCCUCCCUCCUCGGCAACCUCGGCCAGCACGCCGGCCGCCACCUCCAUCUUCACCACUCCCCGCAGCACGGCGACUCCCUUCGGCUCCAGCACCAUCCCCGCCACAUCGCUAGGCGCCUCCUCCCCGGCCUCCGGCAGUACCAGGGCCAGUACCACUCCGGGCGAGGCGGCCAGCCCACCUGCCCCGAGCACCAGUGGGCCGCCCCCGCACCCCACCACCACGGCGACUCCUCCCAGUGACGCCUCUAGCCAGCCUGUCGCCACGGAGGUGCCCUCUCCGCCGUCCGUCACAUCCUCCGCCACGCCCAGCAGCACACUCUAUGCUCCCGCGUCCACCACCUCCACUCCCGUGGCCACCAACAGCCCGACCUCGUCCACGGGGCCCGCCUCCGCCUCCACCCCGAACACCAGCCCUCUGCCCACCGACAUGACCACACUCCCCACCACCCAUACCACGGCCGGCCCCUCGCCCCCCGCCAGCACGCCCACCGGGUCCAGCACGCAGGUCGCCACUCCCAGGGACACCGCAGCCCCGGCCACCUCCCUCACGGCCACUCUGGCCUCUGCCGCCGCGGCACACACCACCGGGGCGGCUAGCACCCUCCGGGUGACCACACCCACGCCCACAGCACCGCCCAGCGCUCCGGUCCUCACCUCUUCCACCAUCUACUCCAGCGGGAGCACCCUCACUUCCGCCUUCACCUCACCCCUCCCGGCCUCCGCCACGCUGCACACAUCCACGACUCUCCCUCCCUCCUCGGUCAGGACGCGAGCCCCCAGCUCCACGCCCGCCACGACCGAGGCCACAUCCACCGGGCCCGCGGCUCCAUCCACCACCGCCACCUCCGCCGUGGACCUCGGCUCCACACGCGCAACCUCGGCCAGCACGCCGGCCGCCACCUCCAUCUUCACCACUCCCCGCAGCACGGCGACUCCCUUCGGCUCCAGCACCAUCCCCGCCACAUCGCUAGGCGCCUCCUCCCCGGCCUCCGGCAGUACCAGGGCCAGUACCACUCCGGCCGAGGCGGCCAGCCCACCUGCCCCGAGCACCAGUGGGCCGCCCCCGCACCCCACCACCACGGCGACUCCUCCCAGUGACGCCUCUAGCCAGCCUGUCGCCACGGAGGUGCCCUCUCCGCCGUCCGUCACAUCCUCCGCCACGCCCAGCAGCACACUCUAUGCUCCCGCGUCCACCACCUCCACUCCCGUGGCCACCAACAGCCCGACCUCGUCCACGGGGGCCUCCACCCCGAACACCAGCCCUCUGCCCACCGACAUGACCACACUCCCAACCACCCACACCACGGCCGGCCCCUCGCCCCCCGCCAGCACGCCCACCGGGUCCAGCACGCAGGUCGCCACUCCCAGGGACACCGCAGCCCCGGCCACCUCCCUCACGGCCACUCUGGCCUCUGCCGCCGCGGCACACACCACCGGGGCGGCUAGCACCCUCCGGGUGACCACACCCACGCCCACAGCACCGCCCAGCGCUCCGGUCCUCACCUCUUCCACCAUCUACUCCAGCGGGAGCACCCUCACUUCCGCCUUCACCUCACCCCUCCCGGCCUCCGCCACGCUGCACACAUCCACGACUCUCCCUCCCUCCUCGGCAACCUCGGCCAGCACGCCGGCCGCCACCUCCAUCUUCACCACUCCCCGCAGCACGGCGACUCCCUUCGGCUCCAGCACCAUCCCCGCCACAUCGCUAGGCGCCUCCUCCCCGGCCUCCGGCAGUACCAGGGCCAGUACCACUCCGGCCGAGGCGGCCAGCCCACCUGCCCCGAGCACCAGUGGGCCGCCCCCGCACCCCACCACCACGGCGACUCCUCCCAGUGACGCCUCUAGCCAGCCUGUCGCCACGGAGGUGCCCUCUCCGCCGUCCGUCACAUCCUCCGCCACGCCCAGCAGCACACUCUAUGCUCCCGCGUCCACCACCUCCACUCCCGUGGCCACCAACAGCCCGACCUCGUCCACGGGGCCCGCCUCCGCCUCCACCCCGAACACCAGCCCUCUGCCCACCGACAUGACCACACUCCCCACCACCCAUACCACGGCCGGCCCCUCGCCCCCCGCCAGCACGCCCACCGGGUCCAGCACGCAGGUCGCCACUCCCAGGGACACCGCAGCCCCGGCCACCUCCCUCACGGCCACUCUGGCCUCUGCCGCCGCGGCACACACCACCGGGGCGGCUAGCACCCUCCGGGUGACCACACCCACGCCCACAGCACCGCCCAGUGCUCCGGUCCUCACCUCUUCCACCAUCUACUCCAGCGGGAGCACCCUCACUUCCGCCUUCACCUCACCCCUCCCGGCCUCCGCCACGCUGCACACAUCCACGACUCUCCCUCCCUCCUCGGCAACCUCGGCCAGCACGCCGGCCGCCACCUCCAUCUUCACCACUCCCCGCAGCACGGCGACUCCCUUCGGCUCCAGCACCAUCCCCGCCACAUCGCUAGGCGCCUCCUCCCCGGCCUCCGGCAGUACCAGGGCCAGUACCACUCCGGCCGAGGCGGCCAGCCCACCUGCCCCGAGCACCAGUGGGCCGCCCCCGCACCCCACCACCACGGCGACUCCUCCCAGUGACGCCUCUAGCCAGCCUGUCGCCACGGAGGUGCCCUCUCCGCCGUCCGUCACAUCCUCCGCCACGCCCAGCAGCACACUCUAUGCUCCCGCGUCCACCACCUCCACUCCCGUGGCCACCAACAGCCCGACCUCGUCCACGGGGUCCACCCCGAACACCAGCCCUCUGCCCACCGACAUGACCACACUCCCCACCACCCACACCACGGCCGGCCCCUCGCCCCCCGCCAGCACGCCCACCGGGUCCAGCACGCAGGUCGCCACUCCCAGGGACACCGCAGCCCCGGCCACCUCCCUCACGGCCACUCUGGCCUCUGCCGCCGCGGCACACACCACCGGGGCGGCUAGCACCCUCCGGGUGACCACACCCACGCCCACAGCACCGCCCAGCGCUCCGGUCCUCACCUCUUCCACCAUCUACUCCAGCGGGAGCACCCUCACUUCCGCCUUCACCUCACCCCUCCCGGCCUCCGCCACGCUGCACACAUCCACGACUCUCCCUCCCUCCUCGGCAACCUCGGCCAGCACGCCGGCCGCCACCUCCAUCUUCACCACUCCCCGCAGCACGGCGACUCCCUUCGGCUCCAGCACCAUCCCCGCCACAUCGCUAGGCGCCUCCUCCCCGGCCUCCGGCAGUACCAGGGCCAGUACCACUCCGGCCGAGGCGGCCAGCCCACCUGCCCCGAGCACCAGUGGGCCGCCCCCGCACCCCACCACCACGGCGACUCCUCCCAGUGACGCCUCUAGCCAGCCUGUCGCCACGGAGGUGCCCUCUCCGCCGUCCGUCACAUCCUCCGCCACGCCCAGCAGCACACUCUAUGCUCCCGCGUCCACCACCUCCACUCCCGUGGCCACCAACAGCCCGACCUCGUCCACGGGGUCCGCCUCCACCCCGAACACCAGCCCUCUGCCCACCGACAUGACCACACUCCCCACCACCCACACCACGGCCGGCCCCUCGCCCCCCGCCAGCACGCCCACCGGGUCCAGCACGCAGGUCGCCACUCCCAGGGACACCGCAGCCCCGGCCACCUCCCUCACGGCCACUCUGGCCUCUGCCGCCGCGGCACACACCACCGGGGCGGCUAGCACCCUCCGGGUGACCACACCCACGCCCACAGCACCGCCCAGCGCUCCGGUCCUCACCUCUUCCACCAUCUACUCCAGCGGGAGCACCCUCACUUCCGCCUUCACCUCACCCCUCCCGGCCUCCGCCACGCUGCACACAUCCACGACUCUCCCUCCCUCCUCGGCAACCUCGGCCAGCACGCCGGCCGCCACCUCCAUCUUCACCACUCCCCGCAGCACGGCGACUCCCUUCGGCUCCAGCACCAUCCCCGCCACAUCGCUAGGCGCCUCCUCCCCGGCCUCCGGCAGUACCAGGGCCAGUACCACUCCGGCCGAGGCGGCCAGCCCACCUGCCCCGAGCACCAGUGGGCCGCCCCCGCACCCCACCACCACGGCGACUCCUCCCAGUGACGCCUCUAGCCAGCCUGUCGCCACGGAGGUGCCCUCUCCGCCGUCCGUCACAUCCUCCGCCACGCCCAGCAGCACACUCUAUGCUCCCGCGUCCACCACCUCCACUCCCGUGGCCACCAACAGCCCGACCUCGUCCACGGGGCCCGCCUCCGCCUCCACCCCGAACACCAGCCCUCUGCCCACCGACAUGGCAACCUCGGCCAGCACGCCGGCCGCCACCUCCAUCUUCACCACUCCCCGCAGCACGGCGACUCCCUUCGGCUCCAGCACCAUCCCCGCCACAUCGCUAGGCGCCUCCUCCCCGGCCUCCGGCAGUACCAGGGCCAGUACCACUCCGGCCGAGGCGGCCAGCCCACCUGCCCCGAGCACCAGUGGGCCGCCCCCGCACCCCACCACCACGGCGACUCCUCCCAGUGACGCCUCUAGCCAGCCUGUCGCCACGGAGGUGCCCUCUCCGCCGUCCGUCACAUCCUCCGCCAUGCCCAGCAGCACACUCUAUGCUCCCGCGUCCACCACCUCCACUCCCGUGGCCACCAACAGCCCGACCUCGUCCACGGGGUCCGCCUCCACCCCGAACACCAGCCCUCUGCCCACCGACAUGACCACACUCCCCACCACCCACACCACGGCCGGCCCCUCGCCCCCCGCCAGCACGCCCACCGGGUCCAGCACGCAGGUCGCCACUCCCAGGGACACCGCAGCCCCGGCCACCUCCCUCACGGCCACUCUGGCCUCUGCCGCCGCGGCACACACCACCGGGGCGGCUAGCACCCUCCGGGUGACCACACCCACGCCCACAGCACCGCCCAGCGCUCCGGUCCUCACCUCUUCCACCAUCUACUCCAGCGGGAGCACCCUCACUUCCGCCUUCACCUCACCCCUCCCGGCCUCCGCCACGCUGCACACAUCCACGACUCUCCCUCCCUCCUCGGCAACCUCGGCCAGCACGCCGGCCGCCACCUCCAUCUUCACCACUCCCCGCAGCACGGCGACUCCCUUCGGCUCCAGCACCAUCCCCGCCACAUCGCUAGGCGCCUCCUCCCCGGCCUCCGGCAGUACCAGGGCCAGUACCACUCCGGCCGAGGCGGCCAGCCCACCUGCCCCGAGCACCAGUGGGCCGCCCCCGCACCCCACCACCACGGCGACUCCUCCCAGUGACGCCUCUAGCCAGCCUGUCGCCACGGAGGUGCCCUCUCCGCCGUCCGUCACAUCCUCCGCCACGCCCAGCAGCACACUCUAUGCUCCCGCGUCCACCACCUCCACUCCCGUGGCCACCAACAGCCCGACCUCGUCCACGGGGCCCGCCUCCGCCUCCACCCCGAACACCAGCCCUCUGCCCACCGACAUGACCACACUCCCCACCACCCACACCACGGCCGGCCCCUCGCCCCCCGCCAGCACGCCCACCGGGUCCAGCACGCAGGUCGCCACUCCCAGGGACACCGCAGCCCCGGCCACCUCCCUCACGGCCACUCUGGCCUCUGCCGCCGCGGCACACACCACCGGGGCGGCUAGCACCCUCCGGGUGACCACACCCACGCCCACAGCACCGCCCAGCGCUCCGGUCCUCACCUCUUCCACCAUCUACUCCAGCGGGAGCACCCUCACUUCCGCCUUCACCUCACCCCUCCCGGCCUCCGCCACGCUGCACACAUCCACGACUCUCCCUCCCUCCUCGGCAACCUCGGCCAGCACGCCGGCCGCCACCUCCAUCUUCACCACUCCCCGCAGCACGGCGACUCCCUUCGGCUCCAGCACCAUCCCCGCCACAUCGCUAGGCGCCUCCUCCCCGGCCUCCGGCAGUACCAGGGCCAGUACCACUCCGGCCGAGGCGGCCAGCCCACCUGCCCCGAGCACCAGUGGGCCGCCCCCGCACCCCACCACCACGGCGACUCCUCCCAGUGACGCCUCUAGCCAGCCUGUCGCCACGGAGGUGCCCUCUCCGCCGUCCGUCACAUCCUCCGCCACGCCCAGCAGCACACUCUAUGCUCCCGCGUCCACCACCUCCACUCCCGUGGCCACCAACAGCCCGACCUCGUCCACGGGGGCCUCCACCCCGAACACCAGCCCUCUGCCCACCGACAUGACCACACUCCCCACCACCCACACCACGGCCGGCCCCUCGCCCCCCGCCAGCACGCCCACCGGGUCCAGCACGCAGGUCGCCACUCCCAGGGACACCGCAGCCCCGGCCACCUCCCUCACGGCCACUCUGGCCUCUGCCGCCGCGGCACACACCACCGGGGCGGCUAGCACCCUCCGGGUGACCACACCCACGCCCACAGCACCGCCCAGCGCUCCGGUCCUCACCUCUUCCACCAUCUACUCCAGCGGGAGCACCCUCACUUCCGCCUUCACCUCACCCCUCCCGGCCUCCGCCACGCUGCACACAUCCACGACUCUCCCUCCCUCCUCGGCAACCUCGGCCAGCACGCCGGCCGCCACCUCCAUCUUCACCACUCCCCGCAGCACGGCGACUCCCUUCGGCUCCAGCACCAUCCCCGCCACAUCGCUAGGCGCCUCCUCCCCGGCCUCCGGCAGUACCAGGGCCAGUACCACUCCGGCCGAGGCGGCCAGCCCACCUGCCCCGAGCACCAGUGGGCCGCCCCCGCACCCCACCACCACGGCGACUCCUCCCAGUGACGCCUCUAGCCAGCCUGUCGCCACGGAGGUGCCCUCUCCGCCGUCCGUCACAUCCUCCGCCACGCCCAGCAGCACACUCUAUGCUCCCGCGUCCACCACCUCCACUCCCGUGGCCACCAACAGCCCGACCUCGUCCACGGGGCCCGCCUCCGCCUCCACCCCGAACACCAGCCCUCUGCCCACCGACAUGACCACACUCCCCACCACCCACACCACGGCCGGCCCCUCGCCCCCCGCCAGCACGCCCACCGGGUCCAGCACGCAGGUCGCCACUCCCAGGGACACCGCAGCCCCGGCCACCUCCCUCACGGCCACUCUGGCCUCUGCCGCCGCGGCACACACCACCGGGGCGGCUAGCACCCUCCGGGUGACCACACCCACGCCCACAGCACCGCCCAGCGCUCCGGUCCUCACCUCUUCCACCAUCUACUCCAGCGGGAGCACCCUCACUUCCGCCUUCACCUCACCCCUCCCGGCCUCCGCCACGCUGCACACAUCCACGACUCUCCCUCCCUCCUCGCACGGCGACUCCCUUCGGCUCCAGCACCAUCCCCGCCACAUCGCUAGGCGCCUCCUCCCCGGCCUCCGGCAGUACCAGGGCCAGUACCACUCCGGCCGAGGCGGCCAGCCCACCUGCCCCGAGCACCAGUGGGCCGCCCCCGCACCCCACCACCACGGCGACUCCUCCCAGUGA
Budorcas taxicolor (takin) is the source of this 16059-nucleotide messenger RNA. RefSeq names its product mucin-19-like. The record is from RefSeq and is a predicted model, not a curated record. The coding region runs from base 1 to 16059 and encodes 5352 amino acids. The transcript has 47 exons. Lineage: Eukaryota; Metazoa; Chordata; Mammalia; Artiodactyla; Bovidae.